This is a messenger RNA of Orbicella faveolata, 1849 nucleotides long. RefSeq names its product TBC1 domain family member 16-like. Gene Ontology annotation, biological process: activation of GTPase activity. Gene Ontology annotation, cellular component: early endosome. Lineage: Eukaryota; Metazoa; Cnidaria; Anthozoa; Scleractinia; Merulinidae. The record is from RefSeq and is a predicted model, not a curated record. Gene Ontology annotation, molecular function: GTPase activator activity.
AUGGGGAAGAAUAUACUUCCUUCCAAUCCUUUGCAAAAAUUACGCCUUGAUGUUUUUAUUAAAAUCUCACGUAACUUUUACAUUCUCGAACUGGAGGUCAAUCAGGCAACAUUUUUUGGUGGUCUGAGUCCCGAAGUUAGGAGAGAAGCUUGGAAAUUUUUGUUACUUUACUUUCCGUUUGGUUCUACAAGUCAACAAAGAGAACUACUGCGAAAGGACAAAGAAAAGGAAUACCAGAAAAUACAUUACUCCAGACGAAACAGAAGCCAAGAAGAAGAACAACAGUUUUGGAGGGCUGUUCAGUGUACUGUUGACAAAGAUGUUGUGCGCACAGAUAGGUCACAUCCUUACUUUGCUGGUGAUGGCAAUCCAAAUGUUGAGAUCAUGAGGAAUAUCCUUCUGAAUUAUGCUACAUACAAUCCUGAGGUUGGGUACAACCAGGGUAUGUCGGAUCUUCUGGCACCUGUGCUGGCAAUAGUUCAAGACGAAGUUGAUGCAUUCUGGUGCUUUGUUGGUUUAAUGGAGGGGAGUGUGUUUGUCACAUCACCUAAAGAUGAUGUCAUGGAUAGGCAGCUGACCUACGUCCGUGAGUUGUUACGUAUGCUGGAGGCACCGUUUUAUGCUCAUCUUUUGUUACAAGAUGAUAACAUGGACAUGCUGUUUUGUCAUCGUUGGCUUCUUCUCUCCUUCAAACGAGAAUUCUUCAAUGAAGAAGUUUUAAAAAUUUGGGAAGCGUGUUGGUCUCGAUAUGAAACUGAGUAUUUCCAUAUCUUUUUGUGUGUUGCAAUGAUUCAGGAAUAUGGAGGCGCUGUUGUCGAGCAGAAUAUGUCAGCAGAUGACAUGUUGCAGUUUUUUACAGAUCUGUCAAUGAAGAUGGAUGGGACAAAAGUUUUACGCACCGCACGCCAGUUGUUGUUAAAAUUUCGCCAGUUGCCUGGGAUUCCUUGCUCAUUGCGUGGACUAUUGUCCGGUCCAGGAAUCUGGGACAGUGCUUAUUUACCCGAGAUUCAGUGUAACUGUCACGACAAGUGUGUAAACUUGUAUGAUGAAUCUAAAAGCCAAUCGUCAGAAUCCACUGAUGAAAACGAAGAGAUUUUCUGUAGAAAUGACAGAAAGGCUUGAGUUAGUCUGUAAUGAUGGAUGAUAAAAGUGAUGCAGACAAAUCAUCACGAUUCAGACCCACCAAGUGCAUAAAAUAGGAUAGUUGUGAAUCAGUAUAUAGUUUACCUAAAUGGUACAAAAUGCUGCCGAAGGGAGUCUCAACCCAGAGCAGGGUUGUUCCCAUACAGAACUCAGGAUCGUCGGUAACAGUAACAAACUGGUUUAUUAACUUCUCGGAUUACAGCACUCAGCAGCACUAAGCUUCAUUACAUUUUCAGAGCCCUCCUGCGGACGAAACUCGCGCUCUUAUAUUAGACAUGAUAGUACACCUGGAGUUUCCAGAAACUUCUCAAAAGAAUUGAAUAGCAUUAUUGCAAGGUUUCUUAAUUAGAACAUUUCAGAAGGUCUUAGGUCACGGCUGAAUAAUUUCCCGUUCGAGAUUGUAGCAGUCAAGGGAGAUUUUAAUAAAACAACAAGCAGUGAUUUUUGCAAAGGAUUGGAAGGAAGUUUAUUCUUCCCCCGUGUGAUUUCUAAAAUGCUGAGUAAAGUUGUGCAGAUAAAAAAUAUAAACGGUACCUUAGAUAAUUUGCGAAGCUACGAAAAUCUGUGAUUUUUUAAAAAUAAGAUUAACUUCAACAGAUCGCAAAUAACACUUGAUGAGAGGGAACUGUGCUUAAAACUGUAAAACAGAUACCUGGUUACCUGGUUGUAGCAAUUUACAGAAUUAAACAUCAUCAAUAGCACAAUA